This is a messenger RNA of Owenia fusiformis, 612 nucleotides long. NCBI's taxonomy places the organism in Eukaryota, Metazoa, Annelida, Polychaeta, Sabellida, Oweniidae. The record is from the annotation of a GenBank genome assembly.
AUGGAUUACUUAGAUUAUGUUAGUCUUGUAAUUUUGUAUUUGAGUCUAGCGACGGAUUCUUCACUUGAAGAGACCUGUCCAAAGGUGAUUGGUAGAAAUCCCACAGAUCUUCCACGUAGAGGGGGCAACUGGGCCCAUUUGAUGACGGACAACACAUUCGCAUGUGCCGGUUACGUAGUGGCUUGGGAAUACUUUAGAUAUCGCCCCACUGGCACAGCGUACAUAGGGAUAUGGCGUAUAGACAAUGACAACAAAUAUACACUGAUUGCCAAAACUGCUCUACCACCAGCUGCUGCAGGUAAGAUCUGGUAUGAAGUCAACCCCCCUAUUCCCGUAAAUGAGAGUGAUUUCAUAGGGAUCCAUUACGACAAGUAUGACCUUGACGGUAUCGUAUCCGACUCUAGAGGCAACGAUGGUGUAGUGACAGAACCUGAGCUGUUUGAUACGAAAAACACUAAUAUCUUUGAACAGGACUUGGCAACUGGGGGCACAAUUGACAUUUCUCAAUUGCCAAACAUAAGGAGCACACAUGCUUUACAGGGACAUCUAGUAGCUGUUACAUGUCCAUCUCCAUCUGCCAAUGUGCCUCAUCCUACGGACUGUGGCAGCUUU